CCCACAGGCACCAUGGCCCGGAGCAGGGCGCUGCUGCUCCUGCUGCUGUUGCCGCCGCAGCUGCAGCUGGGACCGGUGCUCGCAGUGAGGGCCCCUGUGUUUGGCCGAAGUGACACCCACAGCCUGAGCCCUGAAGAGAAGGAAUUCAUGGAGGAGGAGCCGGUGCUGGUCCUGAGCCCCGAGGAGCUGGGGCCCGGCCCAGCCACCAUCGACUGUCCCCGAGACUGUGCCUGCUCCCAGGAGGGUGUCGUGGACUGUGGCGGCAUCGACCUGCGCGAGUUCCCAGGGGACCUGCCUGAGCACACCAACCACCUGUCCCUGCAGAACAACCAGCUGGAGAAGAUCUACCCAGAGGAGCUCUCCCGGCUGCACCGGCUAGAGACUCUGAACCUCCAGAACAACCGCCUGACUUCCCGAGGGCUACCGGAGGAGGCAUUUGAGCAUCUGACCAACCUCAAUUACCUGUACCUGGCCAAUAACAAGCUGACCUUGGCACCCCGAUUCCUGCCAAACACCCUGAUCAGUGUGGACUUCGCUGCUAACUAUCUCACCAAGAUCUAUGGGCUCACAUUUGGCCAGAAGCCAAACUUGAGGUCCGUGUACUUGCACAACAACAAGCUGGCGGACGCCGGGCUGCCCGACAACAUGUUCAAUGGCUCCAGCAACGUCGAGAUCCUUAUCCUGUCCAGCAACUUCCUGCGCCAUGUGCCCAAGCACCUGCCGCCCGCCCUCUACAAGCUGCACCUCAAGAACAACAAGCUGGAGAAGAUCCCACCAGGUGCCUUCAGCGAGCUGAGCAACCUGCGUGAGCUGUACCUGCAGAACAACUACCUGACCGACGAGGGCCUGGACAACGAGACCUUCUGGAAGCUCUCCAGCCUGGAGUACCUGGAUCUGUCCAGCAACAACCUGUCGCGGGUCCCGGCGGGGCUGCCCCGCAGCCUGGUGCUGCUGCACUUGGAGAAGAACGCCAUCCAGAGCGUGGAUGCGGACGUGCUGACCCCCAUCCGCAGCCUCGAGUACCUGCUGCUGCACAGCAACCAGCUGCACGCGCACGGCAUCCACCCGCGCGCCUUCCAGGGCCUCAAGCGGCUGCACACGGUGCACCUGUACAACAACGCGCUGGAGCGCGUGCCCAGCGGCCUGCCCCGCCGCGUGCGCACCCUCAUGAUCCUGCACAACCAGAUCACCGGCAUCGGCCGCGACGACUUCGCCAGCACCUACUUCCUGGAGGAGCUCAACCUCAGCUACAACCGCAUCACCAGCCCGCAGGUGCACCGCGACGCCUUCCGCAAGCUGCGCCUGCUGCGCUCGCUGGACCUGUCCGGCAACCGGCUGCGCACGCUGCCGCCCGGGUUGCCCCGCAACGUGCACGUGCUGAAGGUCAAGCGCAACGAGCUGGCCGCCCUGGCGCGCGGGGCGCUGGCCGGCAUGGCCCAGCUGCGUGAGCUCUACCUCACCGGCAACCGGCUGCGCAACCGGGCCCUGGGCCCCCGCGCCUGGGCCAACCUCGCUGGUCUGCAGCUGCUGGACAUCGCUGGGAAUCAGCUUACAGACAUCCCCGGGGGGCUCCCCGAGUCGCUUGAGUACUUGUACCUGCAGAACAACAAGAUUAGCGCCGUCCCCGCCAAUGCCUUCGACUCCACACCCAACCUCAAGGGGAUCUUUCUCCGGUUUAACAAGCUGGCCGUGGGCUCCGUGGUGGAGAGCGCCUUCCGGAGGCUGAAGCACCUGCAGGUCUUGGACAUAGAAGGCAACUUUGAGUUUGGUGACAUUUCCAAGGACCGGGGCCGGUUGAAGGAGGAAAAGAAGGAGGAUGAGGAGGAUGAGGAGGAUACGGACGAGGAGGACGAGGAAAGGCGAUAGUGACAGGGUGAACUGGAUCUGAUGUAGGACCAUGGACCGCCGGACCACUUUCUGCAGCACGUGCCUGUGCCCUGUGAGCCCCGACUCUGCCCCGCUCACGGACACACCCAGCACUGUACCCACAGGGCCCCCGACACAGCUGAACACACAGUCGCCCAUCCUUACCCCUUCCUGCAGCGCGUUCCACAGCCAGACACAUGCAGACACCACGGCACACCCGCACACAGCCAGCCACACGUCGCCCUCCAAAUGGUCUCGCUCUUUGCCCUGAGCCCACACCGCCAUCAUGCCCUGUGAGUCAUCCAGAUGUGGGAAGGGUCUGACCCCACCCUGGCAUGCACGGGUGCCUGCUUCCUCCCCUGUGGACACACAUGUGCACGCACGCGCGCACAUACACACACACACGCACAAGUCACGUGCAGACAGCCCUCCGAGGCCUAUCUACCGACAGCUCAUGCCCCAGCCAGAACUGGCCAGAACAGCGAGCUAUCUGCCUGUCUGUCUGUCUGUCCGUCCAUCUCCUAGAGAAGACACAGAGUUAUCUCUGAGCUCUCUGCGGCCAGGUGCCUGCUGCCUUCUGGAACUCGCAAAAGCUGGCUUUUGUUCCUUUCCCUCCCUUUGGGGACAGGAACCUUCUGGACUGCUGCCCCGGCCCGCCCGCCCUGCUGGGGCCAUCGUCACUCCCUGCCAUGCCCCGGGCAAGCCCCACUG
Molecule: messenger RNA, 2577 nt
Organism: Diceros bicornis minor
Lineage: Eukaryota; Metazoa; Chordata; Mammalia; Perissodactyla; Rhinocerotidae
Gene: PODN
Product: podocan
Exons: 10
Coding region: 13-1866 (617 amino acids)
Molecular function (GO): protein binding
Source: RefSeq, a predicted model, not a curated record